GGGGCGCUGAGGAGCGGGCAGGAGAGGGCGGGCAGCAGCGGGAACAGCAGCAAUGGCCUCACUCCUGAAGAAAAUAAUCAGCACUGCUAAGGCCCCUGCCGCGCUGGGUCCCUACAGCCAAGCAGUGCUCGUAGACCGGACGAUGUACAUUGCAGGACAGAUCGGUAUAGAACCUUCCACCGGUCAGCUUGUCUCUGGAGGGGCAAAGGAAGAAGCUAAGCAGGCUCUAAAAAACAUGGGAGAAAUCCUGAAAGCUGCAGGCUGUGACUAUGGCAAUGUUGUGAAGACUACGGUUUUGAUGGCAGACAUGAAGGACUUCAAUGAUAUUAAUGAUAUUUACAAACAAUUUUUCAAGACAAACUUCCCAGCCAGAGCAGCCUAUCAGGUUGCCGCUUUGCCAAAAGGUGCCAGAGUUGAGAUUGAAGCUAUUGCCAUUCAGGGACCACUCCAAGAUGCUUCAGCCUGACUAUAAAUAGAGACUGAAUAUCCUACGACAGCAGUUUUAGAUUUAAUACUUCUCCCUUACAUCCUAUUCCUACAGUUGACUAUCAGCAGUUACAUACAGUUGAAAUCACUAAACUUCCUGUGGAGAGGUGCUUCCUUCUGGAUUGUGGCCUUGGAUUCUCUAAAACACAAGCUCACAGUGAGCUCUAUGCGGGCAAACCCUGAAACCUCCAGGAGUCCUGCUAAAGUCAGCUGAGCUUGAUUGCAGGACAGGGCCCUUACUUCGUGAUGGUGGCUGGAUAUUCAGAUACUAAGUACUCGUUUGAGUGACCAUAUGACAGUUAUACUAUGGGUGAUCUGGACACGGAAAACCAUAAUGAUUUGUAAUCAUAGGUUUUUAGUAGCAAUUUUAAAUAAGAAAAAAUGACAAAUGGGAAAACAGUAGAACACUUGAAUUGCUUAGCAUACGUUUUCACUUUGUUUCUGAACUGUCUUCAACUCUUUCUUUACAGAAUAGAUUAUCGUUGGGACUUACAUUUUUUUCAUACGAAAGCAAUUGCUUAGGAAAGUUAAUAUUAAUUUCAGAAAGAAGAAAAUUAUGCUUUUCUGAAAUAACGUGCUAACUUUAUAAAUCAGCUGUAAAUGAACCUCUACCUGUAACCUUUUUCAUAGUCUUUUGCAUAGUAAUUGAACUUUUACUAGUUUGAUUUAAAAAACAAAA
This is a messenger RNA of Egretta garzetta (little egret), 1165 nucleotides long. RefSeq names its product reactive intermediate imine deaminase A homolog (gene RIDA). The coding region runs from base 53 to 466 and encodes 137 amino acids. Gene Ontology annotation, molecular function: deaminase activity. Lineage: Eukaryota; Metazoa; Chordata; Aves; Pelecaniformes; Ardeidae. The record is from RefSeq and is a predicted model, not a curated record. The transcript has 6 exons. Gene Ontology annotation, cellular component: cytosol.